Acaulospora colombiana is the source of this 158-nucleotide messenger RNA. NCBI's taxonomy places the organism in Eukaryota, Fungi, Glomeromycota, Glomeromycetes, Diversisporales, Acaulosporaceae. The record is from the annotation of a GenBank genome assembly.
CGUUUCUUGUAUAUUUUGGGGAUGUUGCUGAUUUGGUUGUGCAGGAGCAGACCCCAGAUGGCGAGUUGCUGAGAGAACGAUCCAAACCAUGCGCGCCGAGGUUGCAUUCCAGCUAUGACGAUUGCCGACCCGCCCGUAGCGUUUUUGCAGCGUAUGGA